GCGGAGUGAAGUCAGGAGAGUCGGUCUGAUCGGGUCUUACCAGCUGAGCAGACUCGAGUGAGUUGCAGAUAGCGGGCCGAGCAGACGAGCAGUCCGUCAUGGCAGUCGAAUGACAACACGAGCGGCUAGUGACACCCCUGCUGAUUAGUGUGCAUGCAGCCCCGGUGGUGACAGCGAGCAGGCGCCAACCGGGAGCUUUUGUCGUCGAGUCACGUUGGGAAGUGCAUUAUAGCCACUGUCUGGAGCUUCCGAACCGGCGUACAAAAAUUAUUACCCGAUUAUUGUGCACUUAUCACGAUGUGAUCCAAGGUUCCUUCAUCUUGCAUUUUCACUGAGCCGACCAGGAGUGUAUCCAUAAAGCUACGUAACAUAGCUGCAUUAUUCUUCUACCUUUCGACACUCUAACACCAUGACCUCUGAGCUGGAAAGUAGUCUGACGUCAAUGGACUGGCUUCCACAACUUGGAGUGAGGGCUGCCAUCCAGAAGACUGACAGAGACAUGGGGGGACUUCACCAUGGUCACUACCAUGGACAUCACCACCACCAUCAUGGUCUCCAUCAUGGACAUCCUGGGCCAGGAAAAAAAAUCACCGCGCUGGAUCCAGGAACAACAUUGGAUCAGGAAGAAAGUAAUCAACAUAGAGAUGGUAAACCACCUUACAGUUACGCAAGCCUCAUCACCUUUGCCAUCAAUGGCUCGCCUCGCAAACGCAUGACCCUCAGUGAGAUCUACCAAUGGAUCUGUGACAACUUUCCCUAUUACAGAGAGGCAGGCAGUGGCUGGAAGAAUUCAAUACGACAUAACCUGUCCUUGAACAAGUGUUUUCUGAAAGUGCCUCGCUCCAAAGACGACCCUGGCAAAGGUUCCUACUGGGCCAUAGACACUAACCCUAAAGAUGAUGCUGCACCCAGCAGGCCAAAAAAGAGGCCACGCUCUGGGGAAAGGGCUUCAACACCUUACAGCUUGGAGUCAGAAUCUCUGCGAAUGGACUGUAUCAUGUCAGGUGGAACAUCUCCUACUCUGGCAAUUAAUGCGGUGACAAACAAGGUAGCAUUGUACAGCCCAGAAGCAGAUGACUGCGAGAGUCCUGGCAGCCUGAACAACAGUCUCUCUGAGCAGAGCAUGACAUCCAUCAACCUGAACAACAUGAACUCAACAGUGAGCAAUGGCAGCAGCAUACACAGCUACACACCAGUUAGUAGUCACUCUGAGCCGUCGUCCCAGUCCCUGAGUCUCCAACCGCCCACUCAGCCCACGCGGCCUCCGCCUCCUCCUCCACAACCCCAGUAUGCUCUGCCCGUGCCAGAGUCCCGGGACAAACACCUCUGCUUCUCGGACUUUGAAGACCUCAGUGCGUCCUUCCGCAGCCUGUACAAGUGUGUCUUUGAGCGGUCGUUCUCACAGCAAGCUUUGAUGGUUAUGCCUGGGGAGUCGAACCAUUCGACACGGACUGCCUGCUCCUAUCAGCACUCACCUGGCACAGGGAAUGGUGGCAGCGGCACAGGCGGUGGCGGCCACCAUCAUCAACAACAUAAUCACCACCAUGCCCACCAUCCACAGCAUCACCUCUCUGCUCAUGGACAGCACGGAUCUCUCUCGCAACAGAGUCACAGUGGACAGAGCUGUUCCGCGACAGGCAUGGCUUCAGACUGGUACCCAAACCUGGACUGGCUAAAGGAGAGCUGCCGCAUUGCAACCAGCUACAAUUGGGCUGAUGUAGACCUCUCUCCUUUUCAAGGCCUGAAGGAAAGCAUGCAACAGGCUGAGCUCAACAACUGGUCCUUGGAUGCAGCUCAGAUAGCUGACCUGUGUUCCUCCAUCAACCAGUUCUUCACGGCCACAGGCGCAAUCACACCGCAGGGCGCCGCCCUUUCGCAACCUCAGGUCGCACAGCCAGCCGCGCCAAGGGCGCCACAGCACCCGGCUCAGCCACACGGUGCCAUGCAUCCAAAAGCCAGUCAACACAAUCAGCACGGCCAACUCAUUCGAGCAGGGAACAUGUACAUGGAGUCCAGGCAGAAUAUUCCUUCUCUGAUGGGCCCACCCGGAUACCCCCACAUGCCUCCCAUUAGCAACACAGCUCCCACCAUGACAGGGGACUCCUCCAUCACACUUUUACCAGGUCAUCACAACCAACUGAGCCAGCAACAACAGCAGCAGCAGCAGCAGCAACAACAGCACAUGCUGGCUCCAGGACACUUCCAGGUAAGACGCAUGCUUGCCAACAAUGACAUUCAGGACGACUUCGACUGGGACUCCAUUGUGUGAACAGGAAGAGAGAAGCCGUGAUGAUGACAAUAGAAUACAUGAGAUCAAAAACGUUGCAGACAAUCCACAAGAAGGAAGUCUUUUUUUUUAAUUUUUUAUAGAGGGAUAGAACUGGAGACAAUCAGUUACCAAGUGGACCAAGUUUUAAAGCAUCACCCCGCCCACGUGCCAAUAUGGGUGAUGAGUUAAUAAAACUGUCAAAACAUCUGUGAAAUAUUUGCUUUUGUUUUCAUCUGUUUAUAACCCAGGAGUAUAUGGGCCACAUUAAAAACUAAAGAGGAAAAAUAUUACAUAUUCUACAAGUGGGAAGAAUACAAUCAUGUUUUUCAAGAGAACAUCAUUGUCUUGUGAGAAUCCAGUGUUUGUUCACAUAUUUGCAAAUUUGUUUAAAAUGGUAUCCUCUGUGAUUUUUCUAAAAAUCUCACAUAUUGCUGUUUUGUGCUCAUGCCAAAGACAUGUCUAAUUGAAAAGAAAUUACCGUAGCUUUGUGCCAUCUUGUUGCAUCCUUGUGCCAAGGAAUGAUUUUGAAGAGGGGGGAGGAGCUUACGAUAUACAAAUAAUUAAAAUACAAUGGAAUACCACUAUUCUCCAAAUAUGUGUUUUCUGAAAAAUAAAGUAAUAUUGAAUUUUUUUACUAUGUAUCUACAUAAUUCUUCAAAACACUCUUGUAUUCAAAGAAUUGUUUUUUAGGAAACGAUAUUGCAAAACUAAACAAAAAAAUUAGCUAAAAAGCCAUUUUUUCCCUCCCCACAUGGCAUUUUUCAAAGAGAAAAAUUACAGAAACAAUAUGACAUUUUUUUUUCUUGAACAUGUGAAACUACUGGAUUUUGUACUUGAACAAAUGCAGCUUUGUUUUUGGGCAGAACAAAAGUUUUUUUUUUCUUUGUCCAUAAGGAAUAUGAGUGAAGACAUCAUAUCUUGUAAAUACAUAAUACACUUUCACAUUUUGUUCCAGCUGCAACUCAUGAACAUAUUUUCGUAACAAAAGGUUAUUUAUUUUCUUUGACUUUCAAAAGCAACUCCUGUACUUCAGAUGUUUUUCUCUCAUGAUUCUCUUUGCUGGUACUGUGUACGUACUAAAUUGACGAGUGUAUGUGUUGGGCGCCACCUGCUGGUCACAACGAGCAUCGUAGCACAUCUCACUAUAUAAUCCUAUGCACAAUCAGCUUUGUUCUGAAACCAUUCCUACAGUAAAUAUCGUUUCAUUUUUUUAAAAUCACUAUUAUUUUAUUUUUUUGUAGUGUGUCAUAAUCUCUGGGUAGCUCAAUGGUUCAUAUUGUCGAACCAUUUGUGGUGUCAAGUGACUGUAACGUUCAGUUCAAUAUGCACUGCUGUUGACUGUGACAUUUGUCAUCUUGAAAAGCAAAACAACAAAACAUAGUGAAAACAAGGUCAUCCCACAUUUGGGAGCAUUCAGAUAAUUUAUUUAAAAUUUCAUAUUUUUAUUUUUUUUUCCUAAACAAAUUGUGCAUUUUAUGUAUGACAAAAGGCCAGUCAUGACUCAGCAUGAUAAACGCCGCUUUUUUUUUUUUUUUUUUUUUUUGCACAAGUACUGUAGAAUGUUAACUCAUUCACUGUCAUUGAGGGUGAGAGAUGUCCAUUUUAUUCAAAUAGGAGGACUGGAAGUUAACCUUGGACGUCUCCCAAAUAUUCAGCCAGCCAAUGAGUUCAGCAUACAGUAUAGCUUAAUAACCAACAAAACAAUAAAAAAGAUGAUGCUUCGAGUUUGAGAAAAUUAUGAUCAGGCUACAAAUACACAAUUGUUUUGUUUUUAUUGCUCCAUUGUGAUUUAGUCUGUAAAAAUGUAAUUUUCUUUUGUGUACAACUUCACAUUGCUCAAAAGAAAAAAAAAAUGAUGUAUGCAUACCAAUAUGGGUGCACUAUGUGAAGUUGAAAGUCAAAGUGGUCUUUGGAAGCUCUGGGGGGCUCAGUCUAGUUUAAUAUUGUCAUCAUUACCGUUGAUGCUGUAUUACCGCGACCAGCAUUAUUUAACUUGUGUGUGCAUUGUUGUCCUUAUGUAAAUAGCAUUAUGUUUCUCGUCUGUUUUCCCUUAUUAAGAGAAAGAAAAUCACAAACUGGUGAAAAGAACAAAGUAUUUUUGUUAUUUCUCCUUCAAGGAGACACUUUUUUGUAAAUAUUCAUUAUAUUGUACAUAUGUGAUUUUUGUGUGUCAUGGAUAAUAAUCUGUAUGAUUCAACUGUUUCAAAGCUGUUUUAGUGUUUAUUAAAAUCUAAUUGACCAUUUUUACUGCCCUAACAUGCUUCUACUAUUGUUAC
This is a messenger RNA of Corythoichthys intestinalis (scribbled pipefish), 4545 nucleotides long. RefSeq names its product forkhead box protein J3-like. Gene Ontology annotation, molecular function: DNA-binding transcription factor activity, RNA polymerase II-specific; RNA polymerase II cis-regulatory region sequence-specific DNA binding. Lineage: Eukaryota; Metazoa; Chordata; Actinopteri; Syngnathiformes; Syngnathidae. The transcript is spliced from 12 exons. Gene Ontology annotation, cellular component: nucleus. The record is from RefSeq and is a predicted model, not a curated record. Bases 410 to 2269 code for a protein of 619 amino acids. Gene Ontology annotation, biological process: regulation of transcription by RNA polymerase II.